AUGGAACGGUUGUACAAUAAUCACUCCAGUGGUCCAAGGGCAGAUAACUACCGAUGCAUCCCAAAGUGGAUGGGGGGCAACUUACCUCAACAAGGACGCUCAAGGAUUUUGGAACACAGAAAUAAGCAAUCUUUCAUCAAACCACAGGGAAAUGUGGGCGGUGUUAAUGGCAAUAGUGUCAUUUCGUACAGACAUAACGGGAAAGACAAUUCAAGUAUUAUCAGACAAUAUCUCAACCGUGGCAUAUUUGAAUCAUAUGUGGGGCCCAAGCAAAGACUUGACAAAAUUAGCGGAAGCUAUAUGGGCCGAGGCAAUAGAUCAUCAUGUGAUGUUAGUGUGCCGACAUAUUCCGGGAAUCGACAAUACAACUGCCGAUCAAUUGAGUCGCAUGCAAAGCCAUUUCGAGUGGAAACUACACCCCGCAAUAUUCAAUACCAUAGACAAUAUAUGGGGCCCACAUACAGUGGACCGCUUACCUUCGCUACAGACUGCACAUUUAGCAAGAUUCAACAGCAGAUUUUAUCACCCCCUCUCAGAAGGAGUGGACGCGCUUGCCCAGCAAAACUGGGCUGUAGAAAACAAUUUUGUGAAUCCGCCAUUCCGCCUAAUAACACAAAUUUUGGACAUUCUUCAAUCUCAAAAGGCACAGGCUACAGUGAUAGCACCUUACUGGCCAGCUCAACCGUGGUUUCAGAGACUUCGUGUGGCAUCAAUAUGUCAACCAUUCAAAAUUCCAAACACCGCAAUAAUCAGUCUCGGAAAGAAGGCGGAACCACUACGAAAUCAAAAAUGGAGAACAUAUGCAUGGAGAGUGUAGAGUUCAGCCAUUUAGAUUCUGCUGGACUUGUUGAUUUUUUGUAUGAACUAGCAGAUUCUAGCGAUCGACCAAAAUCCAAGUUAAAUUCUGCAUUGGCAGCUAUAAAUCUAGCUUUUGAUGCAUUAGAACUACCUAGUCUGGCAAGGAACCCAUUUGUUGAACGCUUUGUGGACGCCUUGGUGAAAUCAGGUACUCGACUACCUAUGACCAAAUCAACCGUUUUUCCUAUUCCUAAGUUAAUGGACGUAUUUUUACGUUGGCCAGACAAUGACACCCUAACGAUAAAACAACUGCGAAUGAAGGCAAUAUGUCCACUUAGCAUUACCGCUAUGCUUAGACCGUCCGAUAUUGCACCUAAAUCUGAAACAUUUAAUCGUGAUAUAGGUGCUAUUGAAAAGGUUGUGUUUUCGACAAAACAAUUACAAUUCCUUGAAAAUGGAUCUGUAAAAAUAAAAUUCUUUGGAAUAAAGAAUGACUCGUCACGCGAUGGAUUUGAAGUUACUAUCCCUAACAAGACUACUUCCAGAAAGCUUGAUCCUGUCCAAACACUACGUGACUACAUAGACAAAACUGAACAGGUACGAGACAAAGGAUCAUCACCUGUAUUCCUCAGUCUUAAAUACCCACAUGGUCCUAUUGACGCGUCAACCGUUGCAAAUAUUCUCCAGGAUGUGAUCAACUUGGCAGGUCUAUCUGGCCAAGGUUAUUCUGCAAAGUCAUUUCGCCCUACAGGAGCUACUUGUGCUAUAGAAUCAAAAUUUGAUCCGUCUGUUGUGCCUUUUGUGUCAGCCAUUCUGAUGGAGAGAAAUCAGAACAUCAAAAAGGUGAUAGACACGAAGGCGGGGCCCCGUUUAUUGAUAAUAACGGGAGAGUUCCGAUAUGUGGAAGAAGAGGCGACAUCAGUUGUCCCUAGCAACUAUACCUGUAUCCAGACAAACCCAGCUUGUACUGGCGUUGUAUGUACCGGAGUCUGCUGUCCAGACAGUGUCGUGACCACAACCGGCCUUCUCACUGCCGCUCAACAACUGGUUGGGUUUGCUCCUGGGAGUCCUACAACCAAGCGCCUUGCUGCCCAAUUUGAUGUAACUCGAAGAGCGGUUCUGUCAUUAGUCGGGAAUGACAGCAGGAUAUCCAUAACUGGCCUAAGGGAUGACCCAGAGUUUGCGCAGGCCUUUAACGCCAGGAUCGGGAAAUGUCCCUUCAAACCCGUAACUCCCUGUAACCAUUAUGACCAUUAUCGUACUGCCGACGGAAGCUGUAACAAUCUCCAGAACAGGGAGUGGGGAAAGUCCAAUACUAACCAGCUGCGAUUCCUAAAACCUGUGUAUCAAAACGGUUUUGAUGAGCCACGAAAACUUGGGGUUGGAGAUGUUCCCCUUCCGAGUGCACGAAAAAUUAGUAACGAUGUAUUCCGUGACAACGUCGGUCCACAGCUCUCCCCAGAAAACACAGUAAUGGUGAUGGCCUGGGGUCAAUUUGUUGACCACGACUUCAUCCGGACUCCAAUGUCCACUGAUGAUAAUGGUGAGCCGCUGGAAUGCUGCGCCCCUGGAGCUGACACAAUACUUGAAUGUUUCCCGAUAACCAUACCCCCGGGUGACCCUCACUUUACUAGUAACUGUAUGAGUGUCUCGAGGUCAUCGCCAGGAUCACCGACAGACUGCUCUCUAGGUUACAGGGAGCAAGUGAAUGUAUUGACAUCUUACAUUGACGCUUCGAAUGUGUAUGGGUCUACACAAGAAGAACAGAACGAACUGAGGACAUUCUCUCACGGUAAACUGAAAAAGAAUGGGAGAUUACUACCAAAUGGAGAUUUUUCGUGUCAGAAGCCAGUUCUUACUUCUUACUGUUUCUUCGCAGGGGACAGGAGAGUUAAUAUAGUCCCGAGCCUUGCAUCCACUCAUAACGUCUUUAUGUUGGAGCACAACAAGAUUGCUAAACAACUACGGAACAAAAAUGGACACUGGGGUGAUGAAAAACUCUUCCAGGAAACAAGGAAAAUUGUUGGAGCAUUGAUGCAGCAGAUCACUUAUGGGGAAUAUCUUCCUGUAAUUUUGAAUGACGAAAUGAGAACGACUUACAAACUUAAUUUAAACUCUGGACACAAUGACGAAUAUGACGUCACAGUUAACGCUGCCACAAGUAACGCUUUUGGUGCUGCGACUUUCCGAAUGGGACAUACACAGAUACCCCGUACUCAAGGUAUAAUGAAUGCAGGGGGUGUAACACAACACACACCAUUAGAGGAAACAUUCUUCACCCCCACUAUGGUACAGCACCCUAAUGGCCAGAAUCAACCAGGCAUGUUCCGUUGGUUGACGAGAGAGCCAGCAGCCAAAACUGACAGAAUUUUCGAGAAGGCGAUCCGUGAUCAGCUGUUUGUGAGCUUUGAAGCACAGAGUUUCGACCUGACAGCAUUGAAUAUACAGCGGGGUCGUGACCACGGGCUACCUAGUUACAAUGAGUGGAGGGAUUGGUGUCACCUACAGCGGGCGACUCAUUUUGGUACAGACACCGGGGGACUUAUCCAUCACUCAACAGACAACGCCAACAGGCUCAGUGCAGCAUACAACCAUGUGAACGACAUCGAGCUGUUCGCUGGUGGAGUAACAGAGGAACAUGUGCCAGGGGGCAACAUAGGUCCAACGUUUGCCUGCAUGAUUGCACGUCAAUUCAAAUACUGGAAAAUAGGAGAUAGGUUUUGGCACGAAAGGCCAGGCAAAACAGGGUUCACCUCAGCUCAACUCAAGCAAAUUAAGAAAAUGACACUAGCCAAGAUAAUCUGCCGGAACAUGAAGUUGAAAUGGAUACAAAAAAAUGUCUUCCGUAAAGUGGACGAAGUAAGCAACCCUCUAGUGAAAUGCAAGUCCUUGAAGAAGAUGAAUCUUAAUAAGUGGAAGGAACAUUGAUACGUAACCAGCUGCCAUCCUGUUAAUGUCUUGAUUACGAUGUACAUUAUCAUAUAUAUUUACGUUCUAUUAAUAAAGUGUAAAGACAUUUCA
Molecule: messenger RNA, 3819 nt
Organism: Pecten maximus
Lineage: Eukaryota; Metazoa; Mollusca; Bivalvia; Pectinida; Pectinidae
Exons: 16
Coding region: 1-3726 (1241 amino acids)
Biological process (GO): DNA integration; response to oxidative stress; DNA recombination
Molecular function (GO): DNA binding; peroxidase activity; heme binding
Source: RefSeq, a predicted model, not a curated record